CAUGCAGGUCUAUUUGUUGGCUUGCAGGGUGACAUAACUGGCAGGAAUUCCUUCACAUCAAAGAACUGUAUAGCAGAGACUUGUCCAGCCACAUGGAGGCCUUGUUAACCCCUGUUAGUGUUGGUGAGGGAAGAGGAGGUUAUUCAUGAGCGUCCACUAAUGAGAGGAACAACGGCAGCGUACAUGUUAGUGAAGCUGCUUUGAGACGCUGCAACCAUGGCUGCUACUGGAUCUUUCCGUAUGGUAUCAGAGGAUGAGCAGGCCAUGAGGUCUAAGCUGGAGCAUUUGACAGUGAAGGAUCAUGGGCCGGUGUUUGGGCCGUGCCACAAACUGCCUGGACACACCGUGCAAAAGGCGAAGGAUGAGCUGAGUGAGACGGAGGAGAGCCGGGCGUCGUCACUGAAGGACCUGCGGGCCGUGAUGAAGGAGAGAGCAGCGGAGGGAGACGACCUGGCCAAGCUGGUGCUGGAGCGCUUCGGUGACAAACCGGACUCUCUGCUGCUGCGCUUCCUCAGAGCUCGCAAGUUUGAGGUUGUCAGAGCCCACGAGCUCAUGAAGGGUUAUGUGCGCUUCAGGAAGGAGUAUCCCGAGCUGUUCGAGAACCUGACGCCGGAGGCGGUCCGCAGCACCAUUGAGGCGGGUUACCCUGUGGUUCUGCCCAGCAGGGACAAGUACGGCCGCGUAGUGCUGCUCUUCAACAUCGAGAACUGGGACCUGGAGGAGAUCACAUUCGAUGAGAUCUUAAGAGCGUACUGUGUGAUCCUGGAGAAGCUGCUGGAGAAUGAAGAAACCCAGAUUAACGGCUUUGUCCUGAUUGAGAAUUUCAAGGGCUUCACCAUGCAGCACGCCUCGGGAAUAAAGCCGGCUGAGCUCAAGAAGAUGGUGGACAUGCUGCAGGACUCUUUCCCUGCCCGUUUCAAGGCGGUCCACGUUACCCACCAGCCCUGGUACUUCACCACCACGUACAACGUGGUCAAACCGUUCAUGAAGAGCAAGCUGCUGGAGAGGGUCUUUGUUCACGGUGACGAGCUGAACAAUUACAUCAAAGAAUUCGACGCAGACAUCCUUCCGUCAGAUUUUGAUGGGAAAGCCUCCGUCACAGACUGCCAGGCCAUCGCCACCAAGCUUUUUGGCUCUGAAGACACCGCUCUCUGAAAGAACCUCCCAUUUCAAACCCAAGAGUUAUAGUGUCCUUCGCCCCUAGAUGCUUCUUUUGUGAUCAGAUCAGGUCUAUUGUGAAGCUAGGUUGACAUUUUUGUAUUAUUAUUCAGGCAGUUCCUACGUUGGCAAAAAGAAGUAUCUAGAGUUAGGAGCAGGGGAUGGUUUACAAAUGAGUAUGGUGAUAUAAAUGGGAAAGAAAAAGGAUGUUUAGAUGUUAAAGAGAGAAUUAUUGAUGGUAAAUAUUUGUUGUUUUACAGCGCUGACAGUCAUUAUUACUUUACAAGCAGAGGGAAAACCAGAGAGUUGAUAAUGUGAGUCAGUUUGGUUUGAAUUAUUCGCCUUAAGAAUGAAUUUCACAUCACACAGAGCAGCCUUAAGCCUCCGAUCCUGUCAGUGGAAUGAGAACAGAAGUGUCUCACAGUCUCAGGGGUUUAGAACGAUAUGAAGAGGGAUCAUGAUAAUGGAUUAAUGGAUACGCCUGCAUUUGAUGAUUGUUUCAGGAGCAGCAGCCUCCUGAUGCGGUGCCACAUAGAAACAGUUCUUUGUCUCAACAGCCUUGUUGAAGUUGUGACUCUCAGAUGCCUGAUGUACCACAAACAUCCAGUCUGCUAUUUGAACUGGAUUGGGAAACUUUCAAUUAAAUUGAGCUUUUUGUGCCUGUAGUUUUA
This is a messenger RNA of Sebastes umbrosus (honeycomb rockfish), 1829 nucleotides long. RefSeq names its product retinaldehyde-binding protein 1-like. Gene Ontology annotation, cellular component: membrane. Gene Ontology annotation, molecular function: phosphatidylinositol bisphosphate binding. The record is from RefSeq and is a predicted model, not a curated record. The transcript has 8 exons. Lineage: Eukaryota; Metazoa; Chordata; Actinopteri; Perciformes; Sebastidae. The coding region runs from base 217 to 1155 and encodes 312 amino acids.